Messenger RNA from Exophiala dermatitidis NIH/UT8656, 2224 nucleotides. RefSeq lists its product as uncharacterized. Gene Ontology annotation, cellular component: outer membrane. The transcript has 3 exons. The record is from RefSeq and is a predicted model, not a curated record. Lineage: Eukaryota; Fungi; Ascomycota; Eurotiomycetes; Chaetothyriales; Herpotrichiellaceae. Bases 786 to 1589 code for a protein of 267 amino acids.
GGGCACCAGUGUCUACAAUUUACAAUUUCAUCCCAACUCGUCUGAUCGACGAUGAGCAUCCUCACAGCCAUCGGUGAACCAGGCAGACCCGAAGGGCCUCUUUUCAAAGGCAUAGGAGAAAGGUUCUAUUCACCCGAGCGCCGUGUCGCUAAUGCUGUAUGGUCAGUGCAAAAGGCUAUAUUUUGAAGCUACCACUGGCAGCAGUUUUGGACAGUACUAGUAGACCAGAGAGCGUACGUUGUAAACUUGAACACGAGGACGAAACGUACCCAAUUGUGCAUGUCCUGACUCCGCGUCUAUGCCGGACCCGUCUUCCUAGACAGUAGCCAACAUCCAGAGCCGCAAAGCCGUGCAGUGUCUCCUCCAUGGGGAGGCCCUUCGGCGUCCGAACCUGAGCAGCGGGCGGCAUGCACGGCUGUUGCCGUCCAUGACCGAUGAUCGACAAACUGUUCGAUUUCUGGGACCUACGCGCAUGUCGUGUGAUGGCACCGAAUAACGGCGGGCACAUCAUGCCGCAGACUGCGAGUCAGUAUGCGUAUUAUGGAUUAAGCUGAAGAAUGAAAUAUGAUAUCACACUGCUCCGGUGCUGCCGGUGUCGUCCGUAGCCUCCCUCAGCUGUACAUAUCUAGCACGCCCCGCGCUGAGCAAUAUGACUAAGGCUCCUACUUCAGCACAACUGCGCUUCAACUGAGAGCCUUAUACAUUUCCAACCUGUUACCAGCUCACUAGUACUAUUGUUACUGUUACUUCUGGGUGAUACAGCUUUCUAGACUUCGGCGUUCGUCAUGGCAGACUAUCACAAUCCCGGCGGAUACCCUCCUCCGCCCAGCAGCGGCGGUUACAACAACUACCCUCACCCACCGCAACCGCAACAGCCACAUGGAGAGUACGGCGCGCCAGGAUACACGUCGUCGCCGGCAGUGACCCAGAGCCCGUACAUCCCCGCCUACCGGCCUCCGCAGGAAGACCAAUACCAGUACUCGCCACGUUCGUCCGGAUUGCAAGUCGGGCAAUACACUGGCGACGAGUACGCGUACAACCGAGAGCGAGAGCGCCGUAACUCAGGGCCCUGGGCGGCUAGUCAAUACCGCAGUAGUGAUGGCGGAUACUAUCCUCCUCCGCCUCGAUACGACGACCGGCCCACCUCUCGCGGCUCGUGGAAGGAGAGGGAGAGUGAGAGGUCAAGAGACAGGUCGAGAGACAGGUCAAGAGACAGGGGAGAGAAGAAGGACCACAGCACUGCAAAGGACAUAGGCGCAACGCUCCUUGGUGGUGUCGUUGGGACAUUGGCUGGACGAAAACUUGGACAUCAUGACGACCUUGUCACCGUGGCCGGGGCUCUGGCUGGCGCAUAUGCCGGGCACAAGCUGGAAGGGAAACGCGAGAAGAGCAAGGAAAAGAAAAGGGACCGCCGUAGGAGUCAAAGUUUCGCUCCUGGUGACUCCUACGAUGGCGAUUACGAUUACGAGCCGCGUCGCAGCGUCUCUCGCAGAAGAUCGGGAAGUAGGAGAAGAAGCGCCAGCAGCGGCAACAGCAGCAGUGACAGCGACGGCAGCAGGCGCAGGCACAGAAGACAUCAUCACCAUUGACGAGGACUUUCCGAACUUGAAUAUCGUGGGUUGAGGUUUCGAUCUAAUUGGAUGAGGAUGAUUUAUGAUUGUACGAUAACGACACCAUAGAUGCUGACGACGUGAUAAGUCUGAUGUUUGACGAUGCUGGUAUGUCAACACUCUGGCAGAGAAUAAUGCCGCAAUUGUGCAGUCUCUUCGCGCUAGAAGCACUACUCAGCCUUGCCCUGACCAGGCUGAACGCCUCCCUGGUGGAUCUGCCUCGAAUCCAGUCUCCGUACCGCAAUCCGGGGAAAUAGAGUGUGGCGAGAGAAGUACGAUGCGAGGACGUUGAACCCGUCGACACUUGCAGCUCGCUUAUGACAGGCUCAAGGGUUGUCCGAAGGCAGAACAAACAACACAUCAUUAGCCAUUCAGUAGUUUAUGCCUUUGAAAGGGCUAGGAGAGGAAGAAUGGCACCAGUGCGUUCUGUCUAAAUCCGGUAGGGCGAGAUUGUGAUUGAACGUUUGUACAGAGAGGACAGUAAAAAGCCUUAGGCCAGCCUUACCUGACCAUAUUCGCCCCAACCAGGGAAAAGCCACAGCAGAUCAGUUGAACGAUGACAUAUGAAACCUCCAGGAGGUGGCAAAAUCUCCCUUUGACAAACCAACGAGUCC